CACGUCGACCUGCACACUCGCCAUAUUUUCACGUCUGUGGAUCCCGAGUAUCUGCAGCCCCAAAGUUACCAGGAGAGACGAAAUUAGACAGCGUGCAGCUUUCACAGUCUUGCUUAAAAGUGCAAAAGUUCCCUGCGUCAGGAUUUGUGUCCGUUUAUUAGAUCUACAACAAUGAACAUUUUCAGACUAACAGGAGACCUCUCUCAUCUGGCUGCUAUCAUCAUCCUGCUACUCAAAAUAUGGAAAACCAGGUCUUGUGCAGGUAUCUCUGGAAAGAGCCAAAUUCUGUUUGCUAUCGUGUUCACCACACGCUACCUGGAUCUGCUCUCUUCUUUCAUCUCCCUGUACAACACAUGCAUGAAGGUGAUCUACAUCGGCUGUGCGUAUGCCACAGUCUACCUGAUCUACGGGAAGUUCAGAGCCACCUACGAUGGUAAUCAUGACAGUUUCCGAGUGGAGUUCCUGGUUGUUCCCGUUGGGGGUCUUGCAGUUCUCAUCAACCAUGACUUCUCUUUCCUAGAGAUCCUUUGGACGUUCUCCAUCUACCUGGAGUCGGUGGCAAUUCUUCCCCAGCUCUUCAUGAUCAGCAAGACCGGCGAAGCCGAGACGAUCACCACCCACUACUUGUUCUGCCUGGGCCUGUACAGGGCCCUCUAUCUCUUCAACUGGAUCUGGCGUUUCUACUUUGAGGGCUUCUUUGACAUGAUUGCCAUUGUGGCGGGAGUGGUCCAGACUGUCCUCUACUGUGAUUUCUUCUACCUUUAUGUCACCAAAGUGUUGAAAGGCAAGAAGCUGAGCCUGCCGGCGUGAUGAAAAACAGGAAGAGACGGCGACUCCCAGCACACUCGAAGGGAGCGUCAAAAUGACAUUGUGGAAUCUCAUGACCCAUAGCAGUGGAUGCCUAAGACAGAAAAACCAACUAUCAUGGGAAAAAAAACACUCGUCUUUUCAACGAUUGCUGAUGGAACUGGUAAAUGCCAACGAACACCAGAGCUGAACAAAGGUCCUCCCAGAUCCACUUUUGGAUUUCUGUGUUCAGCAUUUUGCCUUAAGCAUCUUUUCAUUGCUGUUUAAAAUGGGAGAUAUUUUUUUUUUUUACAUUCUUUUUUUAUUAAUACAAGUGAGGUGUAUACCCAUAUUCUUUUAGUUUUUUUUAUUUUCAUAAUGUCACAGAUAGGGCCAACAGAAAGGAGUACCGUGUUUGACUUGGUGAGAAAAUGCACAAAAUGUAAAGUCUUAUUAAAGAGUAAUGUAUCCGAGUGCCUAAUGAGGAUUAUGUCCACUUUCUCACAGUAUUUUUUUUCUUCUUUUGCAUUUUUUUAAUAUAAUUUUAUGGAUAUACUGAUAUGUUUACUCUUUGUCUGAAAUAUUUAAAGAGCACCAACACACUCGUUCUUUUGUGCAAGCAUUGCUUUCAUAAAAACAGAACAAAACAUUUUAACAGGUUAGUCUUGUUUUAAAUAUCCAUGUUUAAGAGGAAUUACAGAGGAUCUCAAACUUCAGAAGCAAACAGUUAAUUAGAUAAAUAACAUAAUUUGUUGCAUCUGUAUUUCUAAAUGGUGCUUUUCCUGUUAUCACAUCAAACUAAGUUGUAUUUACAGAUGUUAUUUUUUGCUCACUUCAUUUAAAAACAACUUAAACUGUUCUACAGCUUUAAUAGAUAUCUCAUGCAUCCGUAAAAUGUUUUUUGGUACAUUUUCAGUGUAGUAAGAGCUCAGACAUUGUUCCAGCACUUGUAACAAACUCAUGAACACCUCCAUGUAGUGACUUCGGUUAUAUCACCUCUGAUACCAGGGAAAUGAGUGUUUCAGUGUUUUAUCCAAUAAUCCUCCGGCAUGUUGGGUCAUUGUUACAUUUCAGCUGCUAACUACAUGUCUGAUAAUGUGUAGACAGGUGGGAUGGUGUUCAAUUGGUGCAUUUCUAUUCAAUUUAUCAACUUAGUCAUUCCUAAUGGAUUUCAAUUUUCUUUUUAUUCUUUUUCUUGCAUGAUAUCACCUCCAAUAAAGAUUUUAUGAGAACAA
Messenger RNA from Cololabis saira (Pacific saury), 2021 nucleotides. Its product is annotated as ER lumen protein-retaining receptor 2-like. The record is from RefSeq and is a predicted model, not a curated record. Gene Ontology annotation, molecular function: ER lumen protein retrieval receptor activity. The transcript has 5 exons. Gene Ontology annotation, biological process: protein retention in ER lumen; endoplasmic reticulum to Golgi vesicle-mediated transport. NCBI's taxonomy places the organism in Eukaryota, Metazoa, Chordata, Actinopteri, Beloniformes, Belonidae. The coding region runs from base 172 to 810 and encodes 212 amino acids. Gene Ontology annotation, cellular component: cis-Golgi network; membrane; endoplasmic reticulum.